GUAUAUACACACACUGGACAUUGAUCUACUACUCCUAGCUAGUUGUUCCUUUCUUCCUCUUCUAAAUGGCGGUUUUUCGUGCAACAAUAUGCUACUGCUACGACCCUUUUCUCGUUUCUCUAUUGCUACUUGUGCUAUUUCUUCCUAAUUUUCAUCAAACAGAUGCACAAAUAGGGGUGUGCAACGGACGACUGGGCAACAAUUUACCCUCCGACCAAGAAGUAGUUGAUCUCUACAAGUCCAACGGCAUUGGAAGAAUGAGAAUGUACGAUCCAAAUCCACAAACUUUACAAGCCCUCAAGAGAUCCAACAUAGAACUUGUACUUGACGUCCCUAACAGCAAUCUCCAAAGUCUCGCUAACAGUACUGCCGCCGCAUCAAAGUGGAUCCGAGACAAUGUCCUGAACUAUUAUCCGGAUGUCAAGUUCCGGAUCAUAGUCGUUGGAAAUGAGGUCGAUCCCAGCAAAGAUGUAAUGGCUCACCUUGUUCCGUUGGUGCUCCUUGCCAUGUCAAAUGUCUACGAUGCACUUGCCUCUGCUAGCUUGAAGGAUGAAAUUAAGGUUUCCACUGUAACAUACCCAGGACUCCUACGCACCUCAAUCCCUCCUUCUCAGGGCGUUUUCGAGGGCGCCUGGUUCUCAUUCAUGGUACCGAUCAUCAACUUCCUACAGAACACCAACAACCCGUUACUCGUCAACAUAUACCCCUACAUUAGCCACAUUGGUGAUCCCCAGGACGUGCCUCUUCCGUAUGCCCUUUUCACUGCCCGAGGAGUUGGUGUACAAGACGGUCAACUUUCGUAUAGGAACCUCUUUGAUGUCAUAUUGGACGCCACCUACUCUGCCGUCGAGAAGGCGGGUGGACCCGACGUGGAAAUCGUGGUGUCGGAGAGUGGAUGGCCGUCUGCGGGUGGCACUGCUGCUUCGGUGGAGAAUGCAGGGACUUAUUACAGGAAUCUUAUUAAUCACGUGAAGGGAGGGAGUCCAAAGAGGCCUGGGAGGGCUAUUGAGACUUAUUGGUUUGCCAUGUUUGAUGAGAAUAUGAAGCCUGGACCAGAGAGUGAGAGACGUUAUGGGCUCUUCUCACCCAACAAGCAGCCCAAAUACGAAAACACAUGGGCAACAACACCCCUGGUCGAAUCCCUCGUAUUAUAUUGUACUAUUUGACUGACUUGAGGCUAUGGGGAUUGGAAAGUUGUCAAAUAAUCGUUGUAACCGCAAGUAGAAUCGCUCCCGAUGAGAAUUUCGAAAGAAAUUUUGUUGAGAAUACCAGAAAGGGAAGGAGUGUUUUGUACUCUGGUUCCAUUCAAAAUUGUAUCGGCACCCAUGUGUGUUGGGACCGAUUUCUUGUCCAGUUUGCUAUUUCCCAGUCCCCUCCAGCUUUCAAAUUAAGGUUUGUCUCGAAUUCAACAAACUUAUCGGAAUCGUUGAUUUUGUAGAACCCGCUGAAGAGAGUGGUCAUUCAAAAGAUCAUUCAAAUCGGACUUCAUUUUUCUAUACAAACUAACCGCGUUUGUGCAUGAAAAAUGGGAAACCAAAUUUGGGUUGAAACUUCAACCGUCCGUUUUCCUUGCACAUGAGUGAUUCGUUCAUGCAGUAAAUUCGAUGAACUUAGAUUGGCAAAGAAGAUGUUCUUGAGGAGUUCUACAAAAUGAAAGAUUAUGAUCAUUUUUGUUAGUUACUCACUCUCUCCAGAAAGACACAUGGCGCAAGUAAUUAUUGGUGUGUUCAUGACAAAAGAAUAUACUGUAAUUUGGAUGCCAUUGUAACAGUAGG
Molecule: messenger RNA, 1775 nt
Organism: Rhododendron vialii
Lineage: Eukaryota; Viridiplantae; Streptophyta; Magnoliopsida; Ericales; Ericaceae
Product: glucan endo-1,3-beta-glucosidase-like
Exons: 3
Coding region: 66-1166 (366 amino acids)
Biological process (GO): carbohydrate metabolic process
Cellular component (GO): plasma membrane
Molecular function (GO): hydrolase activity, hydrolyzing O-glycosyl compounds
Source: RefSeq, a predicted model, not a curated record